AUGAAGAAAAUGAUCAACAUGAUGGGAGAGGAAGAAGAAGAUUUGAGCAACACAAGACUUGAUCUUGGAUUGGGAUUGGGUGGUGGUGAUUAUGUGGCAAGGCAUGAGAGGGCGAAGAAGACGGUGUGUUUGGAUCUCUCAUUUAGCCUCUCCCCAAAAGUUGAACCCAAUAUUGUUAACUUAGAUGAUAAGGCAGUAGGAGGGUCAAGUAGUUUGAUCAAUCUAAUUGAAGAAGAACAAGAAGAAGAGCAUGACUACUCAAACAACAAGAUCACUAGUUGUAGUCUUAACAACAAUGAGAGGAAAAAACUGAGGCUUUCAAGAGAGCAAUCUAGUUUGCUUGAAGGCACCUUCAAACUCCAUACCACUCUCAAUCCGGCACAAAAGCAUGCAUUAGCAGAGCAAUUAAACUUAAAACCAAGACAAGUUGAAGUUUGGUUUCAGAACAGGAGGGCGAGGACGAAAUUGAAGCAAACAGAGGUAGACUGUGAAUUCUUGAAAAAAUGCUGUGAAAGUUUAAGUGAUGAGAACAGAAGACUCAAGAGAGAAUUACAAGAAUUAUACAUUCAACUCCCUCAGCAGCCUGCAACCUGCACUUCCUGCCAAAGGAACCGUUUGUCGAAUGCUUGGUUCGGUUUUAGCCCUAGGUUGGUGCUUGGGAAGGGUAAGACUCCAAUCCCUCCAUGUGAAAUUUCUCCUCCCAAUUAA
This is a messenger RNA of Tripterygium wilfordii, 708 nucleotides long. Its product is annotated as homeobox-leucine zipper protein HOX15-like. Lineage: Eukaryota; Viridiplantae; Streptophyta; Magnoliopsida; Celastrales; Celastraceae. The transcript has 4 exons. The record is from RefSeq and is a predicted model, not a curated record. Gene Ontology annotation, biological process: regulation of DNA-templated transcription. The coding region runs from base 1 to 708 and encodes 235 amino acids. Gene Ontology annotation, molecular function: sequence-specific DNA binding; DNA-binding transcription factor activity, RNA polymerase II-specific.